AUGAACAGAGAAGAGGAGAAGAAGUGGAGGAAGAAGGAGGAGAAACUUCUCUACGAGAAGAACGGGCGGUCACAACAAAAGCAGCAGCACAGCAAGUCGAAGCAGAAGCACAGCGAGUUGAAGCAGCAGCACAGCAAGUCGAAGGCCCCUUGCCCAAAAGAGGAGAAGACAGACUUCAAGCCAAGCUUGGGCAAACAGCGAAAGCAGAAACAUCGCUCCUUUAUGGGACUCAGGUUGCCCAUGUCCCCUGGAGAAGUGUUGGAGGCCUUUGGUCAUCGCUUGACAGAGUUCGAGCGAGAGGAGAUAUUGAAUUACUCAGAGAUCUGGUACCUCGGUCUGCAUUCCCCUAAGAUCAAUGGUUCAAAGAGCUCCCCACACAACAACGGCUAUGAUGACCCCCAGACGUACUAUCUGCAGGUCCUCCAUGACCACAUUGCCUACCGUUAUGAGGUGCUGGAGGUUUUGGGUCAAGGUACCUAUGGGCAGGUCCUGAAAUGCUGGGACGUUAAGGAACGGGAGUUUGUGGCUAUGAAGCUGCUGAGAAGCAAAAAAUGCUAUUAUCAGUUUGGGAAGAGAGAGGUCAAGAUCCUAGAAGCCCUCCGAAAGAAGGAUGAAAUGAACGUCUACAAUAUCGUCCGUAAGAAGGAUCACUUCCACUUCCGGAAACAUUUGUGUAUCACCUUUGAACUGCUGGGAGAAACCCUGUACAGGAAGGCCAAUGCCGACGAGAGCCUCAGCACAGCAGAGGUGAGGAAGUACGCCUCCUCCCUCCUGAAGUGUCUCUCGCUGCUGAAGAAAGAGAAGCUCAUGCACUGUGAUCUCAAACCGGAGAACAUUGUUCUGUCAAGCAGAAAGCCACACAGACUCAAAGUGAUUGACUUUGGCAUAAGCCGCUAUGAGAAAGAGGCUAGAGCCAAGUCCUACAUCCAGACUCGGCCCUAUCGCGCUCCGGAGGCGAUCCUGGGCCAUGUCUGUAGUGUUGCUGUUGACAUGUGGAGUCUAGGCUGCAUUAUAUUUGAACUCUGCACUGGACAAGAGCUUUUCCGGUGUUGGGACAAUGCAGAACAUCUGUCCCUCAUGAUAGAGGCGCUGGGUACACCACCCCAAGGUCUUCUUGCAUCGGCACCAAAUAAGAAGAAGUUCUUCGACUCCAAGGGCGUGCUGAUUCAUAAACAGAAGAGUGAAAAGGAAAUGCAGCAGCCCAGAAGAAAAGAUCUAGCCAGCAUGUUGAGGACCAAGGAACCGCAUCUCCUGGACUUCAUUAAGCGCUGCUUGGUAUGGGACCCGAGCAAAAGGAUGACGCCAGACAAGGCCAUGCAGCAUCCUUGGAUCUUGCAGCAUAAGGAGAGCAGUGGAUCUAAGUUCGGCCUCAAAAGACAAGUCACAACAACAGAUGUGGCCAGAAACUCUGUUGUUGGCAUGGAAGCCGACCUGCUCAGCCGAAGGAAACUGUGCCCUGCACGUCUGCCCCGGUUGGAAGCCACCAAAAAAGCCCAAGUUCAGCAAAAGGCCAACAGGGCAGAGAAGGCUGUCGGCCGCCCUGCCUCCAAAGCCUGCUCCACGAGCCGCUGCCUGGCCGCCUCCAAUUCUGCUAACCGAGCAGUUGCCCCACCGCCUCCGAAGCCUGCUCCCCAGGCAGCUGCCCCACCGCCCCUCCUGCUCCUUCAGCGGCUGUCCCGCUGCCUACGAAGACCCCAAAUGGCUUCCCCGCCGCCUCCGAAGCCUGCUCCCCGAAAGGCUGCCUACGAAGUCCCCUAG
Messenger RNA from Lampris incognitus (smalleye Pacific opah), 1758 nucleotides. RefSeq names its product dual specificity tyrosine-phosphorylation-regulated kinase 4-like. The coding region runs from base 1 to 1758 and encodes 585 amino acids. Lineage: Eukaryota; Metazoa; Chordata; Actinopteri; Lampriformes; Lampridae. Gene Ontology annotation, biological process: peptidyl-serine phosphorylation; peptidyl-threonine phosphorylation. Gene Ontology annotation, molecular function: ATP binding; protein serine/threonine/tyrosine kinase activity; protein serine/threonine kinase activity. The record is from RefSeq and is a predicted model, not a curated record. The transcript has 14 exons. Gene Ontology annotation, cellular component: nucleus.